CAACUCAAACAAAUCAAAAAUGGAUGCGCUACAAGCGUAUAGCGACAGUGAACACUCAGAUAAUGACGUCAGUAUGGAUCAGAUCGCAAAAGGGAAAUCAUCGGCAUUGCUGGAAAGAGCCAUCGUCACUGCUCCGGACGUUGAGUCAAAAAGUGCAAUUCGACAAGUAGCGAUUGUCGAUCCAAAGACUAAAGAGAUUAAAUCAAAUCCAAAAUUUGAUCAGCUCUUCAAGCCAGAAUCUGGGCCAGUGAAUCAUUUUAAAUCAGAGCAAUUCGGAACAACUCGCUUCGUGGGAGACGUCAAAAAAGCAGAAGCCGAGAAAGGAGUUUCACUUUUUGAAUCAAAAAAGACUGGUGGAGAGCAGAGAAAACGCGUUGGAAAUGAUGAUUCGGCAGAUAUUGAUGGAUAUAGUGGUCCAUGGAGUCGAUAUGUUGAUGAAAAGACUGUCGCAAAACCAACACCAGAACUUCAGAAACAAAUGGAUGAAAUUGUGAAGAAGGGUCAAGAAAAGAGUAGAAGAUUGAAGAAAGAGAAGGAGGAUAGUGAGCAUAUGGCUGAAGAGAGCUCCACGCUUCAUUUGAAAGAAACCGUAGAUUACUCAAUGGACACAAAGAUUAAACUAUGGGAAGUGUAUGAUCGUCAACGAGUUGUCAGAACAUACUCUGGACAUAAGCUUCCUGUUCGUGAAGUGGCAUUCAAUAAUGAGGGUACAGAAUUCUUAUCAGCAUCCUUUGAUCGAUACGUGAACACUGGACAAAUUAACGGCUCAUUAGAAUGUGGAAUUGAUUUGCAUUUUUUUGUAAAAAAAUUAUUAUUUUCCCACUAUUUUCCCCUAUUUUUUUGACGUAAAAAAAUGAACUGAAAUUUAUAAAUUUUGUCUA
Molecule: messenger RNA, 881 nt
Organism: Caenorhabditis elegans
Lineage: Eukaryota; Metazoa; Nematoda; Chromadorea; Rhabditida; Rhabditidae
Gene: Y54G2A.12
Product: WD_REPEATS_REGION domain-containing protein
Exons: 2
Coding region: 20-844 (274 amino acids)
Biological process (GO): mRNA splicing, via spliceosome
Cellular component (GO): catalytic step 2 spliceosome
Source: RefSeq, marked reviewed